AUGACGCCACGUGUCGCCAGACUGCUCGCUGUGCUGAGCAUAGCCAUAGCCGCCACGUGUGCAGCUGGGCAAACGAUCGACUCUUCACAACUGCCCGCGUUAGCGGACCUGCAGGCGUCGUUUGGUCUCAAUUAUUCCUCGUGGGGAGAGGGCGGGGAUUGCUACAAGGCGAGCUUUCUGCGAUGCGACAGCGACGGAAUGAUAACAGAAAUCAAUCUGGGAUCGAGCGACCUUCUCGGCUCUCUGCCUGAAUCCAUAAGCGGACUAGUAAACCUCACCAGCAUUGAUCUGAGCGCCAACGGGCUGACAGGUCCGAUCCCCUCCACUAUAGGCGCACUCGCUAAGCUAAAACGGAUGCAGCUGGACAGAAACUCGUUUGAGGGCAACCUGCCCUUAGCUCUGGGCAGCCUCACAAAUCUCACCUCCCUCGACCUGGCAGCCAAUCAUUUGACCGGGUCCAUACCUGCUGAACUGGGAAACCUCGUCAACCUGCAGUACCUGCAGUUGAACGACAACUAUCUUACAGGGUCCAUCCCAGCUACUUUCUCCCAACUCGACCAGCUGCAGUGGCUGCAACUGGGCAACAACCAGCUCUCGGGGCCGCUGCCUGCUGGAUUCGUUGCCUUUCCCGGCCUCACCGGCCUUUGGAUUGACAGUCAACACACGUGUCCCCCGGACAACACCGGUUGCGGCCAGACUCGACCCUUCCGCAACAACACCUUCUGCCUGGAAACCUGCCCUUCCUUCUGCGACACCUGCAUUCCCAGGAAGCUUCCCACCCCUCCUCCCAACACCACCACCACCAUUGGCACCGGUUUUGGUAACCGUGUGAACGCCACUGGAGCCCCUGUUGCUCUGCCCCCGCCCGCCUCUCCCGCGGCUGCUACUAAACCCAAGGGUGCAUCGGGUGAUGCUAUCAGAUGCAGUAGCAGCUUAGUGCUUGGGUUUGCUCUUGGCCUACUGGCACUGCUCUGA
Closterium sp. Yama58-4 is the source of this 975-nucleotide messenger RNA. Lineage: Eukaryota; Viridiplantae; Streptophyta; Zygnematophyceae; Desmidiales; Closteriaceae. The record is from the annotation of a GenBank genome assembly.